CUUCAACAAUCCGUAUUGAUCCAGAGAACAAAAAGAACACAGUACAGUUACAGUUGCAAAUUUAUCGUAGCCACAACUUAACUGCAUUUUGUAUAUUUAUCUUGUAAUUGACUCUCCUGACUAAGUCUCCAAUAUCCUGUUAUAUCAAAGACCCAUCAUAUAGAGAAAAGGCAUAUCCUUUCAUUCACUUCUCUCAGUUAGAUGAUAAUCAAGGAAACUUUUAGGUAAGAUCUUAUCCAUUCCAAAAAUUUCAACUUUAACUAAAUGCAAAGGAACCAAUUACCGGUCCACUACGAUAAGCAAAACAAUGAAAGAAAAUAUAACGCUGAAACACGAUUUCUCAUAUAAAUACAUUUCCAUCUCAUAUUCUACAACCAUUUAAACCCACUGAAAAACCCAUCCCAUUUGUCAAAUUCCAACCCUCAUGAACACUUUCCAAAUUUACAUAGUCAAUUCCCUGAACGAAUGCAAGAAGAAACUAGACCCAAACUCAAAGUACUAUAGUACAUUUUGUAUGUAAGUGGUGUAUGGAAAAUAACACCAUUGGUUCUGUAGAGACACUCUUUGCCUAAUAUUUUCCUUUCUUUUGUUUCUCAAGAGAGAGGCUUUUAAGCCAUCUCUCGCCGGUAGGGUGUUCUCUGGUUCUCUUUUGGUUAUAAAAACUUUAUUUAUUUAAGCAAAUAAAAAGAUUUCUUUCUACCGGUGCUACCUCUUUUAAUAAUUGCUUUUAUUAGUGUCAAGCUGUGAUGGUUUACUUGUGCUUGCGCUGAAUGACUUACUUUUUUUUUUUCCGAGUGCAACUAGUCAAAUUUCCAAGAGAGGAAGGCUCCUGAUACCAAAUUUUACGGCGGGACUUUUAACACCAUGUUGUCUAUGAUCCUCUGGCACCCACAAUUUCCAAUAUCUCAAAUAUGAAUCAAAACGUGUUCAUCCUCACUUUCCUCCUCUUCUUACCAAACCUGCACUUCGUAGGAGCUGCGGAUCAAUAUUACCUAGAUUGCAGCGUGCCCGCCAGAACUUGCCCUGAUAACCAAACUAUAAGGUUUCCGUUUUAUCAUCGAGACCAACAAAAACCCUACUGUGGGUACCCUGGUUUCGAGGUCUCUUGCGAUGAAGAUGGCCACUCAAUUCUCAAUCUCUCCGUUAACGACCCCUACAUCGUCCGCCAAAUCUCGUACGAGAACCGUUCCCUUAUCGUCUCAAACGCCGUAAUUUCACACGAUUCAACACCCAAUUGCAUUCCUGCUCUCCAAAAUAUAUCCUUUCCCAAUGAAAGAUUCGAGCUUCCAAAACAAAACCAAGUCUUUUUGCUCAGCAAUUGCCACCCACCUAGAGUUACAGAGUACGAGAUCGGUUGCUCUACGGAAAACGCUAACAACUGGGUAUUGGGUGUGCCUGGGAAUGACAAACAAAAAUUGGGCAACUUGUCUAAGCAGUGUGGAGAUGGGAAAGUUGUGGUGGUCCCGGUGAAAGAUUACGAUGGCAGUGACGAUGAGAGUCUUGGAAUGAGACAGGUUUUGAGCAGAGGAUUCGAGCUCACAUGGAUAGACAACGACUGUAGCCGUUGCCAGAGAAGUGGUGGACUGUGUGGAUUCAAUACUGCCUCUUACCUUUUCCAAUGCUACUGCGAAGAUAGGCCUCAAAUUGCGUAUUGCCAAGGAAAAGGAAACAAUAAGAUUCUUAUUGCAACAUUAAUAGUUGCAGGAAUUGGGGCUCUAACUGUGAUAGUGAUAUGCUGCGUAAGGAAAUUCAAAUGUAAUAAACCUAUAAGUUUUUGGACGAAGCAGAAUCAAACGGAUCAAAAUAUCGAGGCCUUUAACUUUGGACCUGGACCUGUACAGAUCAGAAGAUAUACUUAUUCGGAUGUUAAGAAAAUGACCAACUCUUUCAAAGAACAAUUAAGCGAAGGGCGCUAUGGUUGUGUCUACAAAGGAAAAUUACAUGAUAACAGUCUUGUUGCAGUAAAGGUUUUGAAUGAUUCAAAAGGUAAUGGAGAAGAAUUUAUCAACGAGGCGGCAAGCAUUAGCAGAACUUCCCAUGUCAAUAUUAUCACUUGGUUAGGUUUUUCUUAUGAGGGUCGGAAAAGAGCUCUCAUCUAUAAGUUCAUGCCUAAUGGAACUCUAGAUGAAUUUAUAUUCAACAAUAAUCAUUCUUUGGGAUGGGAUACACUCUUUCAAAUUUCACUUGGCAUUGCUCGAGGGCUUGAAUAUUUACAUCGUGGUUGUCAUACCCGAAUUCUGCAUUUUGACAUAAAGCCACGUAAUAUUCUUCUUGAUGAAGACUUCUCACCAAAAAUCUCUUAUUUUAGUCUUGCUAGAGUAUGUACCAGAAAGGAGACUAUCAUACCAAUGUCAGAAAUAAGAGGGACUAUUGGAUACAUGGCUCCAGAAGUAAUUGAUAGAGAAUUUGGAGGGGUUUCACACAAGUCUGAUGUAUAUAGCUAUGGAAUGCUGGUUUUGGAAAUGGUUGAAGGGAGAAAGAUUGUGAAUGCUGGUGUUGAUGAUACUAGUGAAAUAUAUUAUUUUCCACAUUGGAUUUACGAGCGUCUUGCAUUAGAUGAAGAACUUGGAUUGGAGAGGAUUAUGAACGAAGUCGAAAAGACUGAAGUGAAGAAGAUGAUAAUAGUAGGUUUAUGGUGUAUCCAAAGGAUCCCUUCAAAUAGACCAGCAAUGAGUAGUGUCAUAGAAAUUUUGGAAGGAAGUCUUGAUUCCUUGCAACUGCCACCCAAGCCAAUCUUUUCUUCUCCUUCAAAUUCAAAUUUUCCAUCUGAUUCUUCCAGUAUGACUGUAUGAAUGCAAACUUAUUACCAUGUCUCUGUUACAUAGUAUGAGCUUUUUCAUGUUCCUGACUA
Messenger RNA from Ziziphus jujuba (common jujube), 2851 nucleotides. Its product is annotated as LEAF RUST 10 DISEASE-RESISTANCE LOCUS RECEPTOR-LIKE PROTEIN KINASE-like 2.1. Gene Ontology annotation, biological process: protein phosphorylation. The record is from RefSeq and is a predicted model, not a curated record. The transcript has 3 exons. The coding region runs from base 912 to 2792 and encodes 626 amino acids. Lineage: Eukaryota; Viridiplantae; Streptophyta; Magnoliopsida; Rosales; Rhamnaceae. Gene Ontology annotation, molecular function: protein kinase activity; ATP binding; polysaccharide binding.